Molecule: messenger RNA, 1723 nt
Organism: Uloborus diversus
Lineage: Eukaryota; Metazoa; Arthropoda; Arachnida; Araneae; Uloboridae
Product: nitric oxide synthase-interacting protein-like
Exons: 1
Coding region: 158-1027 (289 amino acids)
Cellular component (GO): nucleus
Molecular function (GO): ubiquitin protein ligase activity
Source: RefSeq, a predicted model, not a curated record
AAAGUUUGUUGACAAGUGUCAUAUUUACGCGAAAUAUAUAAAUAUAUUUAGAAUAGUAGAUAAUCAACUCUCUUUUCAAGAAAAGAAACCUCAAUAAUAUAUUUGGUGCGCGAUUGUUUCGUAAUCUUAUUGCCGCGUUUUAUUUGAUUAAAGUGCAAUGACUAGACACGCUAGGAAUUGUACUGCUGGAGCAGUAUACACUUACCAUGAAAAGAAAAAAGAUAACAAAGCUUGUGGAUAUGGAACACAGCAAGACAGAAUCGGUAAAGAUUCUGUUAAAGACUUUGAUUGUUGUUGUUUGACAUUGCAACCUUGUCGGAACCCUGUCAUUACGCCAGAUGGAUAUUUGUAUGAUAAAGAAGCUAUUUUAGAGUACAUUAUUCAUCAAAAAACUGAAAUUGCUCGGCGCCUGAAAGAAUUUGCAAAGCAACAAGAAAGAGAAUCGAAGGAAUUGAAGGAUUUAGCUAAAGCUGAAGAAGAAUCCCAAACACAAAAAUUUAUUGAAAUGGAAAAAAGCAUCGUCAGCAAACCCUCCACAUCAACUUCUAGUGAUGCUGGCAGUAUCUCAAACGUAAGCAAUGGAAAAGAAAAAGUCUUGCCCAGUUUUUGGGUUCCAUCCUUAACACCAGCUGCAGAGAAAGUUAAACUGAAGAAACCUGAAAAAUCAGUUUUGUGUCCAAUGAGUGGGCAGCCUAUAAAAGCAAAAGAUUUGAUUCCUGUUCAUUUUAUGGAAAUCAAUGAUCCUGAUGAUAAAAGAGCCCUUAUUGCGAGAAGAGAUAGAUUUAUGUGUGCUGUAACACAUGACGUGCUUGGGAAUUCUGUACCUUCUGCAGUACUUCGCACAUCUGGAAAUGUUGUCACCAUGGAAUGUGUUGAAAAAUUGAUUAAAAAAGAUAUGAUUGAUCCAACUAACGGUAAACCUUUGAAAGAAAGUGAUAUUAUACCACUGCAAAGAGGAGGAACUGGGUAUGCCAGCACAAAUGAAAAAUUGAAGGCAAAAGUUAAAAAACCAGUGAUGAUGGCAUGAAUCUCUUUUUCAGAACUAACCUUAUGUUUAAGUCCCCCCCCCCUUUUUUUUAAAUCUUUUUUGCAUCUUGGACAAAUUUUUACCUUUAGAACUUGAAAUUAUUGUUGCUUUGUCAAAAAAAAAAAAAAAGUAUUGUUGAGAUUCUUAGGUUCCAUUUGUGACAAGGUGAUAGUUUCUUGUUUUACGACUGAUUUCCUUCUUUUUUUUAAACAUUUUGCAAUGAAUUAUGACAGAACAAUGUAAAAAAGUUAAAAGCAAUAAUCAGUGAACAUAUUCUCCUUUAAACUAAAUAAGUAUUUUUUUUUUUUUUUUUGUAGUUAUACUAUAUGAUUAUUGAUCAUGUUGAAAACCUGUUACUCAUUACCUGGUAAUAAAAAAUAAGUAGGUAUAACAUAAAAUAUAGUGAGAUAAUUUGUUACAACUUUAUUUCUUAAGCAAUCAUCAUUGUUCAAUGCAAUUAUUUCUGUUUUCGGACUUUUCCUUUAAAGUAAUUAUGAAGUCUUGCAUUAAAUCCUUUUAUUUUCUCCAUAUUAAUUUUGGGACACUUGCUUUUUUUAUUUUAAAAUUUUUCUUCUUUAUAAGUUUUUCAACUUUCAGCUUCAAUCUUAAACUUUUACAAUCUAAAUUUCCAUCAAUUCAACGAAAUCGUAUGUAAUUGUAUUUCCAAUGUAUUGAAAGUUUAUCUGAAUAAAAAUA